GUGGUGGUGAGGUCGAUGGACGCACCGUGGUUGGGCGACCCGCGCGGCAGUCGCGAGCACGUGACGCGCGUCUCCUCGCGAGGCCUUGUGGAUCAACAGCGCCGUUCGAUCUUCAUCUUGCCCGAAAUGCGCACCCAGCACCAAGCCGACGGCUCCACCGUCAAGAGGCAAACUAUCUCCCGGCGCAACUCGUUCCUGGGCCACACGAUCCCAUUCAACAAAGUGGCGCCCGUGGCAUCUUUACUGUCCCCCACAAAGCUCCGCAAAUCCAAAAAGUCGGCCAAACAACGGCGGAAAAUACCGCAAGACUACGACAAGCACUACCGCCACUCGAAAAUCACUGAAGGGACCGCCAAGUUUGAAGAUCAUGCGAACGAGUGGGAAAACUACCAGCUCGGCGGGUUCAUUGGCGUUGUUAACGAAGUGAUCGCCACGAGAAAGAAGGAGAAGGCGCUUGUGACACAGUGGGUGAUCAUGCCCAACAGCUCAUUCCGAAAGGUCUGGGACAUCGUGCUCAUCACGUGCCUCUGCUACGUCGCUGUGUUUUUGCCCAUGCAGCUGUCGUUCUACGCGAAUCUCAUGAACAUUGACAACGUCCAGCCAUGGUUGGGCGUGUACAUUGUCGACCGUGUCACAGAUUGCAUUUUCCUCGUGGACAUCGUCAUCAACUUUCGCAGUCCCGAAGUGUCGCGCAAGGGCGACGUCACGACGUUCAACGCCAACCAAGUCGCGUCUGCGUAUUUACACUCGUGGUUCUCCCUUGACUUGGUGUCUAUCAUUCCGUUCGAUUACAUUUCGCUGUCGUUCGUGACGUCGACAACCACCCCCAGCGGCGUCCACCUGAGUCGCCUUCCACGCCUCCUGCGCAUGUUUCGCCUCACCAAGAUCCUCAAAGUCGUGAACGCUAGCCGCAUCUUUCAGCGCUACGAAUCACACAUUUCCAUCAAGUACGGGUACCUCCGCCUCAUGAAGUUCUCGCUCGCGAUCGUGCUGAUGAUCCAUUGGCUGGCGUGCGCGGCGUUUAUGGCCACGAUCUUUUCAAAGGAACAAGACGACAAUGUCAACACGUGGCUCGAUCAAAUCUACCGAAAUCACCUCCUUGGUGGAACCACAGCCACGUCGUCCAUGGAUGAGUACAUUGCCAGCAUCUACUGGGCCACCAUGACGAUUACAACGAUCGGGUAUGGGGACAUCACAGCCAUGAACACAGUGGAGCGAGGCUUCUUCAUCGUCAUGAUGUUGAUCGGCGCUGGCAUGUAUGCGUAUGUGGUGGGUACCAUGUGUCAGCUCGUCGAAGGCCUCAACGUCGACUCGCUCGACUUUCAGCGCCAAAUGGACCGGGUCAACGAUUUCUUGGACAUGAACGACAUUCCGCUCUCGCUGCGGCUCCGCAUUCGAAAGUACCUCCUGUAUAAGCGCGAUGCGCGCAUCUCCAACAUUUCCGAGCUGCUUUCGUCGGUGAGUCCCACGAUUCGGGACGAAGUCGCGCUGUUCAAAUUUGAGAAAAUCCUCGGCUCCGUCGCGCAAUUUCGUGGGGCCCCGCCCGACGUUUUGGCCGCGCUUGCUCUCAAACUCACCAUGAUGGUGUUUGCCCCCAACGAAAUGAUCACCGUGUUUGGUCGCGUGGGGACGUCCAUGUACAUAAUCAAUCGCGGCCGCGUGCAGAUCGAGCGGAUGGCCAGCGACGGCCGCAUCGUGGUCGUGAGUGUGCUGGAGGAGGGCAGCUACUUUGGCGAGCGGGGGCUGCUGUUCUCGUCCAAGCGCCGGGCGUCCGUCCGGGCGCUGUGCUUUGUCGAAGCCAGCUGCCUCACGAGGAAGGAUCUGGACGACGUCACCACGGACUUUCCCAACGUGAAAAAAGUGAUUCGGAAAAGUAUGGUCAAAGACGUGAUCGCGCGCAGUUUGCAGACAGGCGAGAUUGUCGCGCUGGCCCAAGACAAGGUCUUUGUAAGGAAGCAAAUGCUUCUGCACAAUAAAGUGCACAGUCGACGGGCGAGUACGCAGGACCCGAAAGAUAUGAUUCGGGCGGCGAGGGGGCUCCGAGGGUCCAACGCGUCGUCCUCUGGUGGGUCCUCGUCAGAAGGGGGGCUCAACGCAGACGACGACGAGCCAGAACCACCGGCAGCUCCUUUACAACCUCGACCAAAGUCCAUCCCAUGUACUGGAUCUGUAGCACCGGAGUUAACUUCUGCAUCCAGCCCCUUUGUUUCUGCAGAAGCCGCGGCGACUGCUCCAGAGGUUUGGAUGAAGGGGGGGGCGCCACCUAUGUGUCGGCCUUCGUCAGCAACAAAGCUCGCGUCGGUGCCCCCCGAGGAAGCGCAAACGGCACCUGUGUGUUUGGCGCCACCACCGUCGGUAGGAGUAAGGGACGAACCGCCGGCGCCAUCAAUAUCGUCGGUCUUGACUCGAGAACAGUCGAAUGAACGAUCGACGCAGAGAGCACUGUGGCGAGUACGAACGAAAAGCUCCAAAAAGUUUGCCAAACCCGCCAAGAAACUGUUCCGGGUGGAGCCUGGCUGGGCAGACGACGGCGGCAACGGACGUGGCCUUCAACGACGAAGCCGCAGCAUGACACGGUUACCCACGCUGAAAGACGUGGUUGGACGACAUAGUCGGAGUCUCACGGACUUGGAUGUUGUCAAGUCCAAAUCGGCGCCAGGACAGCCGCAGUUGGAAGGGCACAAUGGGGACACCAACGAUGGUGACAACGACGAUGAUGACGACGAUGUCUCCACAGACGAAGAAGACGAAGUGGACCCGGUCAUCGGCAUCCUCACAGGCCACCAACACAUGCUGGAUGUCAUGAGCAACGCACUGAGCGACUUGAAACGAAAGUCCGACACGACGCAACUCACGCUCCAACUGUUGAUUGCCAAGCUCAACAAGUUGGAAAUGCUCGCGACCACGGCCCAGCAGCAGCAGCUGUCACAACAGUCCGCAUUGAAAGACAACCCUAUUUAAGAUGGAAUAUACACAGGAAACGAGGACAUAGAUAACGC
Aphanomyces astaci is the source of this 2999-nucleotide messenger RNA. RefSeq lists its product as hypothetical. The transcript is spliced from 8 exons. Bases 16 to 2961 code for a protein of 981 amino acids. The record is from RefSeq and is a predicted model, not a curated record. Lineage: Eukaryota; Oomycota; Saprolegniomycetes; Saprolegniales; Verrucalvaceae. Gene Ontology annotation, cellular component: membrane. Gene Ontology annotation, biological process: potassium ion transmembrane transport; regulation of membrane potential. Gene Ontology annotation, molecular function: voltage-gated potassium channel activity.